Messenger RNA from Hemisphaericaspora subhashii, 3129 nucleotides. RefSeq lists its product as uncharacterized. The record is from RefSeq and is a predicted model, not a curated record. Bases 1 to 3129 code for a protein of 1042 amino acids. NCBI's taxonomy places the organism in Eukaryota, Fungi, Ascomycota, Pichiomycetes, Serinales, Debaryomycetaceae. The transcript has a single exon.
AUGGGUAUAGAUGAACCUAUUCAGAGAGGGGGGCCAUUUCAUGGAGGAGAUGUUUUAGUUGAAACGGAUGAGCUUUGGGCCCUUAUUGAUGUUUACGACUUUAAUGUUUACUCGUUUGACAACAAUGGAAUCUCAUUUUUCCACACGAACUUUCCAAAUAUAAUGGUUCGAUACCAAGCUGGAGAAAUUCAUAAUUAUGGAUAUUACCAUAUUAACACUCGCUAUAGUCUCACUACCAAUCUAUUUGCGAUACGUUUGUUAGACAAUAGAAAUGUUCUUACCUUCUGGACAGGUUCCUUCCCAGGCACGGAAGUAUCUAUAUCAGAGUUAAAUAAUCAGAAGGAAAUAAAUUAUGUUGCUGAAAAAAACUAUGGGAACCAAAAAGCGACACUUUACGUACCAAACUCCUUUCAGAAUACUGGUGUAAUAUGUGUCACCAAUGUGAAUUUUGAUAUUGGUGUCGACGAAACAGGUGCCAUUGGUGGCUACGUUCUACUUGCCGAUUCAAAUCUUGACUUGUUUCAGGUGUCUAGUUGGAAAUCCACUAUUUGCUUUACCAACAGUCAAUCGGUUCUUCGUGUUCACAACCCAAGAGUUCUUUCGCCUAUUAAUGUGAUGCAAUUUGGGGGAGGAAAUUGUAUCGAAGCCGACGUCGACGACCCUAGCAAUGUGGAUAUCGAGUAUAAAAAUCCAGAACUAAGAAUAGUCCCUAAACUGAUUGUUGUAAACAAACUUAAGGCAAAGCGGGCAUCUGAUAUUUAUUACCGCUUUAACAUUGGUGAUGGAUACAGUAAGGAAAAGUUUCAAGUAGAGUCUAUGGGUGAUAGACUUCGUGUUUGUUAUGACGAACCUGGCGACCCUACCGCCUGUCCUACAUCAUGUGAUCCUAAUAUUCCUGAUCGGAUCCUUGAUCAAGAUCCAGUCGUUGUUACUUCAACAAUAGAAGACGGUCCGACCGUCAUCCUUACAAUUACAACCACUGACGAAGAGUGGACUACCAUUACUUUCACUAUUGAACCUUCCGCUGAGCCUACUACUGCGUUCGCAACUGAAACUACCCCUGAGACCACAUCUGAGUUCACGACUGAAACUCCUGAAGAGACCACUACUGAAAUCACAACUGAAACGCCUGAAGAGACCGCUACUGAAAUCACAACUGAAACUCCUGAAGAGACCGCUACUGAAAUCACAAUUGAAACUCCUGCUGAGGCCACCACUGAGAUCAUACCUGAAACUACUCCAGAUACUGCCCCCGAGACGACAACUGGGCUCACAACUGAAACUCCUUCUGAGACCACAACUGAGCUAACAACUGAAACUUCUUCUGAGACCACGACUGAGCUCACAACUGAAGCCUCGACUGAGACCACUCCAGAUAUAACCCCUGCAACAACUCUGGAAACUACUCCUGAAACGACUCUAGAAACAUCUAUUGGUACCAUUCCUGUAACAAACCCAGAAAUAGUCACUGAAACUCCUGAGACAACUGUUGUGUCUACUGAUGACACAACGACCUACCCUACUACUGACACUACACCAGAAGCCACAUCCGAGACUGCAUCUGAAGUCUCUACUACUAAUGUUACUCCUACUCAAGAACCACCUGUGACUCUACAACCGGAGACAACCCUAGAAACAAUCACUGAAACUCAGGAGACAACUUCUGGGUCUACAGUUGACACAAAACCCGACUCUGCCACGGACAUUACACCAGAAACCACAUCAGAGACUGCAUCUGAAGUCCCUACUACUAAUAUUACCCCAACUCCACCUGUUAGUCACCAACCAGAGACAACACCAGGAACUGAUCCAGAAACUACUGCUACUACUCCCGCCGCAACUCCACAAACCCAUCCAGAAACUUCUCCUGCAACUACUACUGAGGCAACUCCAGGAACUGAUCCAGAAAGUACUACAGAUACAACCUCCGAAGCAACUCCUGAGAGUUCCACUGAGACUACCACACCAACUGCCCAAGAAUCAACCUCAGAUCCAUCUCCAGACGUAUUUCCCGUGCCAUCUCCAGCGUCUUUUUCUGCGCCAUCUCCAGAAACAUCGCCCGUUCCAUCUGAAGAUUCACCUUCUGUUCCAUUUUCAACACCUUUACCAGAUCCUACUCCAGUUUCAUCAUCCGAUCCAAUUCCAGUACCAUCUGCAGUACUAUCUCCUGUUUCAUAUCCUUUGGCAUCUCCAGGAUCUUCACCGGUCUCUCCUACUGACUCAUUUUCUACCCCAAGUCCCGAUCCUUCUCGUAGUAGCAGAAAACCCACAGAAACAACUCUUACCACCAGUACACCCAUCACCACGGUAACAAAGACUACGUUAUCUACGUCCAUAACUUCAACUAUUCAUACAACUGAUACCCCAAUUCCUAGCUUUGUUACCGUAGCUAGUGGAACUAGUACUUUCAGCACAGGACCAUUAACUGUUACUUCAACUACUAUUACUGGGCCAGUUACAGUCACAACAGAUCUCACAAAUACAACUUCAACCAUCACCGUCGUACCAACUGUUCCUUCUUUCCAGAAUCCUAUUACAAGGAGUAUAAAUCUGAUUCCAGACUCAAAUGUGCCACCAGCACCAAUCCAACCAACUCCUUUCCCUCCAACUCUGUGGACUACUGAAACAUAUACCCUUGGGGGGACUCAAACUACAGACACGAAGUUAAUCAUCAAUGGAGACGAUCCUAUGACGUUACAUAGGAGUGAACGAACAGUACUUACACACUUCGCUGAUGGUGCUCUUUCAACAGAGACUUUUGAUGUAUUUGUUACACCUUCAACAGCCCAAGGUCAAAUUCCAUCCGCUACUACAACUACAAUUCGUCUAGAUGGUACUCCAACUGCGGUCACAGCAAUCGUAGUCCCCCCUCUGGGAAAUGUGAGAAGUGACGCCGAUCCUGCUACUGAUGCGAAUGGUCAAAAAGUCACUGGUUAUUCCACAAUUGCUGAUUCUGGAACUAUUAGCAAGCCUUAUAUUCCAACUACUAUUACAUCGCAAGUUACCAGUGCUACCGGUCCAGUUGUCAGUCCUAUUAUUCCGCUUGCUGGGGGAUCUGCUGGAUUAUUGUCUUCCAUUUCCUUAGCAAACUGUUUGAUUGCUAUGCUUAGUUUGAUUUUGUUUUCUUAA